UCGAAAUUAAUCAUCACAUCGUAAUGCUAUGGACUUGUAAUUCGUUGUUAUUGGAAACGAUUUGUCAUAGUUGUCUAUCAAAACCGAAAAUCUUUUCUCCAACGAAUAUGAAGGACUUCUCGAUAUUAUGCUUGACGAUAGCCACAGUAUGCAUUCAAUAUAUUUCUGCUAGAACUAUAGAGGACGAACUCAAGGAUUUUUGCGACAUAAUGCCAAAUGAACAGAUGAAAAAAAUUGCCGAAGCCCAUAUUAAAACUGACAAGGAAUUCAACGAAGCUAUCAUCUUCCUCCAGAGUACUGCUUGGGCCAGUUUGAUCCGAGAUGUUCAACAAAACUCCGAAUGGAAAAAACUAAAGAGAAGACUCAACGAUACAGGCUUGAAUAUCGACGCUAUGUUAAAAUCUUUCUUCAGUAUAAUUACAGAUCUGAAACCGAUUCCAAAUACAAGGAAAACUCGUCGAAGUCUAAGAGCUUUCUUCGACGACAUCGAACUGGUUCUUCCCAUCGGCAAGCUCUUAGCCAUGUUGCACGAGAAGAAGCAAAACAGCACGGUGUUUCAAGAGUUCUACAAUAAAAUUUCUUCAGAAGAAGUUCAUAAAAUGUUCGAAAGUGUGAGGAAACAACCAGAAAUGAAGCGUAUAAUCAUCGAGCUGAAAUCUAUGGGUGCUAGAGUCGAUGACAUGCUAGAACUCUUCUAUGGUUUCAUGAAUUGGGACUCCCCAUCUCGUGUCACUCGUAGAGAUUCAAGUAAUACCAGUUUAAAGGAAGAUUUUGAAGAUUUCAAGAGACUGAUUCCAUGGGAGAAACUGAGGAAUAUAUCCGAUGAACAUUUGGCCAACGACAAAGAAUUCGGGGAAGUUGUCACGUACUUCCAAGGACCUGAGUUUGCAAGAAUUGUCAAUGCCAUAAAGAUCCGUCCAGAGUACAUAGAACUGAAGACUUAUUUAGAAGAUGCAGGUAUAGACAUCGAAGGUAUCAUCAAGUUCCUCUCUGAUCUCAUUAUGAGCGCUAAGCCUGGCUGUAAGACAAAAGUGGAAAAUGCGGAAACGAGAAAGAUCAGAAGCUUCAGGACAUACUUGGACGAAAUAGAAGGGGCAAUACCGGUGGGGAAACUUCUUGCUGUAUUCAAUGAUAAGAUGGAGCAUAGUGAAGAAUUCAAAAAAUUCAUAAAGAAAAUUUCUGAGCCGAAAGUGAAAAAGAUGGUGGAAGACAUCCGUGAAUUGAAGGAGUCACGUGAACUAUUUGAGAAGCUACAAGGUCUUGGAGUGAGAGUUCGUGAAACUUUCAUUAUCAUCUAUGCUUUUCUGGGUUGGGGAUCUCCUUUCGAAAAAACGAAAGAUAUCGUUUCAUGAGGAAGUCCGAUGUUCAUGUUUUUGCAAUGUUACUGUUUUCGAUAUUUUGACUUGUUCUGAUUCCUUUUCAACUCUCAAUAAAGCUUAAAAUAUUAUUAAUU
Coccinella septempunctata (seven-spotted ladybird) is the source of this 1453-nucleotide messenger RNA. RefSeq lists its product as uncharacterized. The record is from RefSeq and is a predicted model, not a curated record. NCBI's taxonomy places the organism in Eukaryota, Metazoa, Arthropoda, Insecta, Coleoptera, Coccinellidae. The transcript is spliced from 2 exons. Bases 24 to 1352 code for a protein of 442 amino acids.